Messenger RNA from Corticium candelabrum, 1012 nucleotides. RefSeq names its product cytochrome c oxidase subunit 3-like. Bases 4 to 981 code for a protein of 325 amino acids. NCBI's taxonomy places the organism in Eukaryota, Metazoa, Porifera, Homoscleromorpha, Homosclerophorida, Plakinidae. The transcript has a single exon. The record is from RefSeq and is a predicted model, not a curated record.
UGUAUGGGUGCUUUUUUGUUUGUUUGUCUGUUUGUCUGUUUGUUUGUCUGUCUGUUUGUGUGUCUGUUUGUCUGUCUGUUUGUGUGUCUGUUUGUCUGUCUGUUUGUGUGUCUGUUUGUGUGUCUGUUUGUUUGUCUGUUUGUCUGUCUGUUUGUUUGUUUUUUCUCUGUCUGUCUGUUUGUCUGUUUGUUUGUUUGUUUGUCUGUCCGGCUGUCCAUCUGUCUGUCUGUCUGUCUGUCUCUGUCUGUCUGUUUGUCUGUCUGUCUCUGUCUGUCUGUUUGUCUGUCUGUCUGUUUGUCUGUCUAUCUGUUUGUCUGUCUGUCUGUCUGUCUAUUUGUUUGUCUGUUUUUUCUCUGUCUGUCUGUCUGUCUGUCUGUCUCUGUUUGUCUGUCUGUUUUUUUGUUUGUCUGUUUGUUUGUUUGUCUGUUUGUUUGUCUGUCUGUUUGUCUGUUUGUUUGUUUGUCUGUUUGUUGUCUGUUUGUCUAUUUGUUUGUUUGUAUGUUUGUUUGUUUCUCUGUCUGUCCUUUUGUUUGUCUGUUUCUUUGUCUAUUGUCUGUCUGUUUGUUUGUUUGUCUGUUUGUUUGUCUGUUUGUUCAUUUGUCUGUCUGUUUGUUUGUCUAUUUGUUUGUUUGUCUGUCUGUUUGUUUGUUUGUUUGUCUGUUUGUCUGUCUAUUUAUUUCUCUGUCUGUCCUUUUGUUUGUCUGUUUCUUUGUCUGUUUGUCUGUUUGUCUGUCUGUUUGUUUGUUUGUCUGUUUGUUUGUCUGUUUGUUUGUCUGUUUGUCUGUCUGUUUGUUUUUCUGUCUGUCUGUUUGUUUUUCUAUUUGUUUGUCCGUUUUUGUCCAUUUGUUUGUCUGUGUUUGUCUGUCUGUUUGUCUGUCUGUUUGUUUGUCUGUUUGUUCAUUUGUUUGUCUGUCUGUCUGUUUGUUUGUAUGUAUUAUUAUCUCUUCAACUACUCACUUGUCUGUUUAUCUCUACAUGUGAGCUGUUUCGUACACUCAUUUCUUCCAGAUGU